AUGACAGCAGUUCUGGUGGAAGCGCGGCGAGGCUGCCGCACGCAGAAACGCUGGGAAUGGGUCGGAGAUGGCAGAAGCUGCUGGAGGAGGCCAGGAGGGGGGUACUCAGCAGAGCUUUGGGUAGGGGCAAAAGUGGGAUCCUCCUUCCCUUGCAAAUCAAAAGUUGCACUUUGGAUGAUCCGGAAGCACUUGGACGCCCUAGCGGCUGCAGUGCUUUCACAGGAAGUAGCUGAGGCGCCAUGGAAAGCGCCUGGCAAUCUCCGAGGCACUGCAAGGGCUCGGAUGUCUAGCCGGGUGCGUUGUGAAUCCCAGAUCGCUGAGACUUCUCCAAACGGCCCAGGUGUGGAUGGAACAGUCUCCAGAGACUCGCUGAUCACGUUCUUUAGUCUGCGGCAUCGGCCAAGCACGCCACCGUUCGGUUUCUCAAAGAUGGCUUCUCGAGAUGGCGCCUACCGCCGCAAUUACAAAAAGAGUUUCUCUUACUCCAAGAACUCUGAAACUGAGGAUCCAAGUAAAAAGGAGGACUCAAAGGUCCAAAAUAGGAGGGAUUGGCAUGAAGAACAAGGCCCUUCGAUGAUUCACCAGAGCAUCUCGGGGAGAGAAAUGGGGAGGUGUGCCCUUGGUGCAAAACCAAAAGUGGUAGACCGUCCUACCCCUGGCAUGCCGCCAGCCAGGAAUACAAUCUCUUACCCUCAGAAACAGUCAGCUCCCAGGAUGACUGGUUCUGUUGAGAAGAAAGUGGUUAUAACUCCUGACACAAUGCUCAGUGAAAAGCCACAUGGUAACCAAAGGGUGCUCUUUUGUGAAAAAUGCUCUUCGCCCCUCCAAAUUGUGAAUUGUAAUAACUGCAAGUCACCAACCCUAAAGUCUAAACAAAUGGUGGUGCUCGAGCAUCCUUCUUCAAGAAGCUAUUGGCAUGACAUCAAUGCACUUGCAACACUUAGAAUCUCUCAGGAAGAGCCAUUCUCAGAGAGUCCCCCAGUAGUUUCAACGCUUUUGACCCACCAGAAUGACUAUAGCGUUCAACAGCCUAAUUUGUACUAUAGCCCGUGGAAUGACUACACUAGCUCCUGGAUCAAGAGUGUCAGGAAUUCACACCUGGACUGUGGUGACAGCAGUAUCACUACUACAUUACAGGCUAAGAGGGGUAGCAGGAAUUUUGUGGGUGCUUAUUCCUACUCUGCAAUGCACUCCCAAAAUAUGCCCAGAAAGACAAAGAUGACAGAAAAUGCAUCCCAGAAUUCCAGAUCAUUUCAUUUCUCCGAAAGUUUAGAAGCAGAACUGAAGGAGAAAAACUAUCAAGAGGAGACACUGUCAUGGGCGAGUGGAGCACAUGAGUAUGGCUUCCAGCCGACUAGUCACUUGGAGCAGUCCAGCCCAGCAAAGGGUUUCAUUGAUUCCCACUGUCACUUGGACAUGACGUAUACCAAGCUGUCUUUCCAAGGGACCUUUGCCAAAUUCAGAAAAAUAUAUAAGUCCUUCCCUAAGGAAUUUCAAGGUUGCAUCACUGAUUUCUGUGAUCCUCGUACUCUAAAACAUGGCCUAUGGGAGGCGCUAUUGAAAGAAGAUCUGGUUUGGGGGGCCUUUGGCUGUCACCCUCAUUUUGCACGUUACUACAAUGACUAUCAAGAAAGAAAUAUCCUGCGUGCCUUACAGCACCCGAAGGCUGUGGCAUUUGGAGAAAUAGGCUUGGAUUACUCUCACAAGUGCAGCACACCUAUCCCGGAGCAGUUCAGGGUAUUUGAGAAACAACUGAAGCUGGCUGUAUCUCUCAAGCUACCACUGUUGAUCCACUGCCGCGACGCUGAUGAAGAUCUACUGGUCAUCAUGAAGAAACUAGUGCCCCCUGACUACAAGAUCCACAGGCAUUGCUUCACUGGCAGUUACCCAGUCAUUGAGCCCUUGCUGCAGCAUUUCCCCAACCUGUCGGUGGGCUUCACAGCAGUUAUCACUUACAGUUCCGCCUGGCAGGCCCGGGAUGCUGUGAAACAGAUCCCACUGGACAGAAUUCUCGUCGAAACUGAUGCUCCAUACUUUCUUCCUCAUCAGGUUCCCCGAAGUUUAUGCCAGUAUUCCCACCCAGGUCUGGCUCUGUAUACGGUGCGAGAGAUUGCCAGAAUCAAAGACCAGCCACUUUCCCAUGUCUUAACCACCCUGCAUGACAACACCAGUCGCCUCUACAAUAUUUAAUCCAACAGGACAGGCAGGGGUCUUCCCAUAAAGGGCAACCUGACUGCAAAACACACUGCAUUUGAACUCUGCUUGUGUCCCAGGUCAAGUAUGUGUUCAAAGUUCCAGGACAAGAUGUCUUCGUAAAAACCUCUUCAUAAGAUUUCUGCUUCUGGUAGG
Cavia porcellus (domestic guinea pig) is the source of this 2349-nucleotide messenger RNA. Its product is annotated as putative deoxyribonuclease TATDN2. Gene Ontology annotation, molecular function: hydrolase activity, acting on ester bonds. The record is from RefSeq and is a predicted model, not a curated record. NCBI's taxonomy places the organism in Eukaryota, Metazoa, Chordata, Mammalia, Rodentia, Caviidae. The coding region runs from base 1 to 2190 and encodes 729 amino acids. The transcript has 3 exons.